This is a messenger RNA of Rotaria sp. Silwood1, 2091 nucleotides long. The record is from the annotation of a GenBank genome assembly. NCBI's taxonomy places the organism in Eukaryota, Metazoa, Rotifera, Eurotatoria, Philodinida, Philodinidae.
AUGCAGCAAGGUCCUACAGUGCCAAUGCAAGCACAUUAUCCCUCACACUAUCAGCAAUAUCCUACUGCUCCAACAAUAUCAACAUCAUCAUCAUCAUCACUUCUUAUGCCACAAUAUUCAUCAACGAAUAGUCCUCAAUCAUUCAAUGCUACUGAUACUGCUGUAUUUGGACCCAAUGCAAUACCAUUGAAAAAUUCAAAAGUAAUAAAUAAUUCAUCAUCAGUAUCACGUUCAAAUGGUGUUGAUUUACGCCGUUUAAUUUUACUUAAUUUACCUACUGAUCUUAUUCGAGAGUAUCUCGAACUUUACAUAGAAAAUUUAUCAGGUGAAGCUGAAAUAGAACGAAUUGAAUAUUCUAAUAUUGAAGAUACAACUGCAAUGGUUACUUUUAAAACUGAACUAGAUAUGGCGGAAGUACGCCGUCGUCAUACAAUGCGACCAAAAUUAAACGAUUCUGAAAUUUCUUUAGUUGAAGUUACACCACCAGCAACUAUAAUGAUACGAAAUUUACCAUCAGAUAUAUCACGUGAUGUGCUGGAGUUAUAUUUUUCAAAUCGACGUCGUAGUAAUGGUGGACAAGUGAUUGAUGUUGCAUUUGAUGAUGAAUAUCAACAUGCACUCGUCACAUUUGCUGAUUAUAAAGAUGUACGUCGUGUUAUUAAGCAUGAACAUUCGAUACAUGGUCAUCGUCUAGAUGUCAGAAUUUAUUAUAAAUAUAUGGGUAUUGAACCAUUUAUUGAUGCAUCUAAUAUUGAUAAGCAACCAGAUCCCUUACGUUAUCGUGCAUUCGAUGAUAGUCGAUAUUUAUUUUUACUUAAAAAUCGCCCAUUACUUGAUGAACUUCGUGAACAAUUAAAAUCAUUAAAUGCUCAAGUUAGUUUACAAACAGAAGGUACUUUAGAAAUAAUAUUCAAUGGUUCACGUUCAACAGCAAAACGUCGUUUACAAUGGACAAAAGAUAUUGACAAAUUAAUUGAAAAUUUUCUAACAGAACGUCUUAUUAUUCAUAAAGUACCGUGGAAUAAUAAUAAAAUACCAGCAAUUGUUGCAGAACAACUUGCAGAUCUUUCUUUAAAAGAUAAUACACGUCUUAUGCAAUUAUCUCCUUCAGAAUAUCAACCAGAUCACAUUAUUAUAACAGCAUUAAAAGAGCAUCUUGAUCGAGCUUUAAAUGAACUUACUAAUGUGCUCUCAUUACCAAAUAUAAAUACUGAUAAUAUUAUACCUCUCAAUGAUGCUAUUUAUCGUAGUAAACCAGUGAGUACAACACGUGAUCCAAAAGUAAAUAAUCAUCGAUCAUCGUUAUUACUUGGUUCAUCACCAUCAAGACAAAGUACACAUAAUUCUGAAUUACCUUCAACACUAUCAAAAAUGACUAUUAAUGAUCAUCUUGAAAAUUUACGUUUAUAUCAACUUGAUUUACUUUCAAUGCGUUUUGUUGAUUUAGCUCGAAGAACAUAUUUAGACCUAAGAAUUGAUAUUGAUCGAACAGGCCGACGAGUUCAUUUAUGUGGUCCAUCUGAUCAAGUAGCUAUUUGUAAAAAUUAUUUUGAAUCUGUACUUAAUGGUAUGGUUCAUAAACAUUAUAAAAUAGGAAAAGAAAUGGCAGUUUUUCUAUCAAAUCCUGAUACUGUCGAAUUAAUAAUCGGAAAUUUAAUGCAUACAGAUCAUGUAUGUGCUUAUGAAAUUGAACGUUCAAAUAAUAAUCAUCGACGAAAUUCAGCAUCUCCACCACGAAGCAUCAAUAGUCUUGAUACAUCAUCAAUAACGAGUGGUCAUAAUAAACUUGUUUUAUAUGGUUUAACACGUGAAAGUUGUGACCGUGUCUAUGAUAUACUUCGUCAUGAUGUACGUGUUAGUUCAAUAAUGUUAGAUAAAGAUGAUAAACGUUGUUUAGCAAGCGAAUCAUGGCAUGCAUAUGUACGUGAUCUAUAUUCAAAUUCAGGUGGUUUUCGACGACGACGUGUACUUUUACAAGUAAAACAAAAUCAUUUAAAAUUAGUUGGUUUCAAACAAGAUGUUGAUACUAUGCGUAGACGUAUUUAUGAUUAUUUUGUUGAAAAUUCAAUUUCCUUUUAUGAAUCCGAUUGA